UCUUCCCAACGGCAAACCCCAUGCUUUACUUUUCCUCUAUAUAAAGUUGAGACAAUCCAUGAACUUCAUGACCACCUAAAAUCACAACAACGAUCGCGACAACAAAUCAAUAGUAAUACUACGUACGUUGUUAAACUUCUUUCGAUCUAUCCCAUAGAUAUAUCAUAAAUGGAUGCCGUUAAGAGUCUCAAAUCAUCCAGCGCCCGCAUUAUUAGUUUGGACAUACCAAUCCCGCCGAUAUUUUCAAGGUCUUUUUCAAGUUUAAGCUCGCCAAGAACCCCUACCAAGUCUCCGGCGAACAGCAUUAGUCCCCCUCGCCGGAGCUCCAGCGGCAGAGACGGCGAGUUCAGGGAAGUUUUCAAGCGGUUCGAUACGGACAACGAUGGGAGAAUCUCUGCGUACGAGCUAAGAGCCUAUUUCGGGUCGGUAGGGGAGCACAUGUCGCACGAGGAAGCGGAGGCGGCGAUCGGCGCCCUAGACGGCGACGGCGACGGCUUGAUUGACUUUCAGGACUUCUUGAAGCUGAUGCACGGCGACGGGGAGGACGGUGACCUCAAGGCGGCGUUUGAGAUGUUCGAGUUCGGGAAAGGCUCCGGCAGGAUAACUCCCAAGAGCUUGCAGAAGGUGCUGAAUUGGUUAGGGGAACCUAAGUCGUACGAGGAGUGUGUUACCAUGAUUAAGGUUUAUGAUAUUGAUGGCAAUGGAGAGCUUGACUUCCAUGAAUUCCGGCAAAUGAUGGCUGCUUAACUACAUAAAAUUAUCUACUUUAAAUAUUGUCUAUGAACUAGUCAACUAAACUCGUGCCGGCAGGUAUCCUGAUUUCUGAUCAGCUGGUAUGUGUUUAAAUCAAGCAGACCAAGUUUGGUUAAAUGAUAAUUAUAUCAUUAUUUGUAUAGUUUGAAGAAGAAUUAAGUAUGUAAUUAUAUCAUUAUUUUUGUGUGUGAGUGUGUUUAUAUGUGUGUAUGGUACUCUAAAAUCGGUGUUUAAUCUAUUUAUUUGAAAUUUUUAUUUUCUUCA
This is a messenger RNA of Ipomoea nil (Japanese morning glory), 1017 nucleotides long. RefSeq names its product probable calcium-binding protein CML41. NCBI's taxonomy places the organism in Eukaryota, Viridiplantae, Streptophyta, Magnoliopsida, Solanales, Convolvulaceae. The record is from RefSeq and is a predicted model, not a curated record. Gene Ontology annotation, molecular function: enzyme regulator activity; calcium ion binding.